AUGAGCGCUCGGGGGUCACCGAGGGCGAUUUCGUCGGUAGCCGUACCACCCGAGGAUAUCCGAUUGUCCCCAGCUCUAUCCGGGAUCAACGUACUAGUUUUCGCAAACCUCAGCUGGACGCACUUGCCGGAUCUCCGCGGCCUCAAUAGGCUCGUCGAAUUGUUUGCCUUCCGGUGUUCGUUGGACGAAGUACCCGCAGCGCUCUCCUCGGGUGACAGCGCUUCUUCUCUUGUUAUUCUCUCCUUGGCCGGGAACAAGCUGAGAAGAAUUCCCGAGCUUGCUUUCGAUGGUCAUUACAAUUUGGAGAAGCUCAUCAUCAGUAGGAACCGGAUAGAUUAUAUUCAUCGACGAGCCUUCGAAUCUCUAGCCUCGUUGAAAGUCUUAGACCUGAGUCACAACAUGCUGAUCUCCAUUCCUGAUUGCCUGGCUCCUCUGAAACAACUGAGCGAAUUGAUCCUCACCAAUAACCGCAUUUCCUACGUUGGCGAGCGGGCUUUCUCAUCCUUCACACAUCUUGUCGUCUUGGAGCUUGCGGACAAUCCUUUGGAUUCUUUCCAUCGCAAUGCUUUCGCUGGCAUUCAGAAGUUGAAGCGCCUAAUGCUGAAACAAGUGCCAAACCUUGAAUAUUUCCCCAACUUCAAUGGCACUGAUUCCCUCGAGCAGCUCCGACUGAGUAGAGCACGCCUAAGAGCGUUGCCUCCGAAUUUGUGCGAAGUUCUGCCAAAGCUCAAAAUUCUGUACUUGAUGUCGAACAAUCUGAGCGCCAUACCCAACUUGGAGCAUUGCCGUGAUCUGCUCAUACUUGACUUGACUUACAACCGGAUAAGCUCCAUUCCCUCGAAGGCUUUCUCCACGCUCAGUAGUCUACGUGAUCUCAACCUCGGAAAUAAUUUGAUCGCUGAAAUCAACAAAGAUACAUUCGCUGGGCUCCGUAGACUUCAAGUACUAGCGUUGGAGAAGAAUAAGAUCAGCUAUAUACACAGUGACGCCCUGUUACCGUUGACAGCUCUGGAAGAUCUGAAUCUGGCCGAGAACAGCUUUCCGCAGCUUCCCCAUGCGGGCUUGACGAAUCUUCGUCGAAUCGCUGUUUCGAACAACCCAAAUCUGCGAGACUUCCCCCCGCCGGAAUCCUUCCCACGCAUCACACGUCUUUACCUGUCAUAUUCGUAUCACUGCUGCGCAUACACGGAACCUAACGAAGAUUCAAUACUUGGUUCUGGCUUCCGAUUCAACGGCCCAAGACCCGAGAAAAAAACGACGGUAGCACCCGACACCAUCUUGUGGCUGAAAGAGGGAUUCGGGGAUAAAAUUGAUUUCGGCGAAUGGAACAGAUCGCAUGAAAUCGGUUAUCUCGAAGGCAAUUCAUCCGAAAAGUUCCCGGAGUUUGCUCGCGCGCUUUUCAAAGUGUUCGGCCCCGACUACAUAAUUCCCGACAACCUAGCUCAGUACGCAGAGGAAUAUCUAGAGGAUUAUAAAAGCACUGUGGAGUCCCCUGAAUCCCACCGCAUCCCUAUCACGUGUUUACCCGCACCGACUCCGUUCAUGCCCUGUGAAGAUCUCUUCGGAUGGUGGACCCUCCGAUGCGGUAUAUGGGUGGUGUUUCUGCUCGCAUUGCUGGGAAACGGACUCGUUGUAGUCGUGCUUUCAUUUGGUCGCUCUAAAAUUGAUGUACCUAGAUUUCUGGUGUGCAAUCUAGCGAUGGCUGACUUUCUCAUGGGAAUAUACUUGGGGUUCCUCGCAGUGGUCGACGCCUCUACCCUCAAUGAAUUCAAGUUCUACGGAGUCGCGUGGCAAACGUCAUUCGGUUGCCAACUCGCCGGAUUCUUCGGAGUAUUAUCGUCAGAAUUAUCUGUAUAUACGUUGGCUGUCAUAACAAUGGAGCGAAACUAUGCCAUAACUCAUGCCAUGCAUCUGAACAAACGUCUAUCGCUCAAGCACGCCACGUACAUCAUGUCAAUCGGCUGGAGCUUCGCGCUGAUCAUGGCUAUCCUUCCAUUGUUCGGCAUCAGCGAUUACCGCAAAUUUGCUGUAUGCCUUCCUUUCGAAACCGGCGAUCAAGCGUCGAUGACAUAUGUCGUAUCUCUGAUAGCGGUCAACGGCGUGGCCUUCCUCAUUCUGAUGGGAUGCUAUCUCAAGAUGUACUGCGCAAUUAGAGGAUCUCAAGCGUGGAACUCCAAUGACUCCCGUAUCGCGAAACGGAUGGCUCUCCUAGUUUUCACCGAUUUCCUCUGCUGGGCUCCGAUAGCCUUCUUCUCUUUGACCGCCGUGUCCGGCAUGCACUUCAUCAACCUCGAAGAAGCUAAAGUCUUCACGAUUUUCGUUCUGCCUUUGAAUUCCUGUGCCAACCCAUUCCUCUACGCUAUUUUCACUAAGCAAUUCAAACGCGACUGCGUCCUGAUCUGUAAACGCAUCGAAGAAUCACGCGUCACCCGAGGGAUUGGAAGGUGUCGGCACUCGUCGAAUUUCUCCAAUCGGCACACGCUGGUCAAUACGAACUCAGCAGGCGAGCGGAAGAGUGUCUCGAACGAGCAUCACUGUCAGUGCCAAUGCGGCAUGAUCAAAAGCAUCACUAGGGACCACCUCAUAUCCUCGGAAAGUGGAUGGAAGAUGUUCGCUCGCAAAUAUCUCUUGUGCCAAGAGAUCGAAUCAGAAACAGAAUAUAAUGCCUACAACAUGGCCCUGGUCCGAAUACAGCGGAAUCUGGAGCGAGGAGCCCAUAGAACGUCUUCAAUCAGCUCCGAAAACUUCAGUUCGAGAUCAGACAGCUGGCGACAAGGAAGCAUACCGUUGCGAUUGUUGGACCGCGUCAAUGGUCAGAGGAAGGGCGCCAAGUUGGUGAAGCGCAAAACAUCUCAGGAUUCGAGCAUAAGCUGUAGCCGUCAGGAUUCCUCGACAUCGACUGUCCGGAUGACAUCGAGGUCCUCAGUGAGCAGCGGUGAGGCGAGCCAAUUGCUCCGAAACCUUCAUUUCGGCCACGGUCAUUCCCAUGGAAGUCUCCCUAUGCACCGAGGAGGUGAACCCAUCGGUCGCGGAAUGGCCGCCCAGCUAACUAAGCCCCUCGAUCCCACACUGCAACGUUUGUAUCGUGCACCCACCACAACCAAUAAACCUCAACUGUGCCGUCAGUUGGCAAUGGACGACGGCUUUCGCAACUUAUCGAAUAACUCGGCCUGCCAGCAGCAUCAGCCCAGUAGAUCAACGCCAUCUGAUCUUCGUCGCUUCAAGGCCGAGCAACUCUGCUCGCUGUGCGCUCGGAAGGAGCUAAGUCUCAUGAAUUCUCUCAGCUCAACAGCACCGAGGAGCAAAGAUGAUAUCAAGUUCAAUUGCUACUACAGUAGAUUGACGGAAACUAGCCGCGAAGACUCUUCUGAAAAUAAUUCGAAAGAUGACCAGCAUAUGACUAUUCCUGAACAAAUCGACGAUCAUCAUCACCACCAUCAUCAUCAUCAUCAUGUCAAGAAUAUUGACACGAAUAACACCAAUUUCGAUAAUACUAAUUCAAACUCCGACGGAGAUGCUCAUGGCCAUUCAAUUCCGAGCACGGCCACAACCGGAGUCACGUCGUCCGACGGCAACAGUUACCCCGAGCCUCUCGAGAUCUCCGAUGACAUUCAAGGAGGAGGGAUGACAUCAGAGUCGUCGUUUCGCGACGAGCGGCACGACGACUUCACUUCUAGCAACAAAAAACGAAAACACUACAUAAGUGUCGAUGAUAUUAACGCCAAAGAGUUUCGUUUUCCAACAAGAGCUAGUCGUAAAACGGCCUCUGACAAUUCUCUGAAAAAACUCUCGCUCCGAAACCUGCCCCAAUUCCUACGACAAUUGUCUAGUCAAAGUCCGCGAGGGUCGACUCAGAAAAUCGGUCACACGAUGGGUGGAUCCGUGCUGGGUCAAAAUCUGAACUUACCAUCGAGCGGCCUGCCAUCGUCGAAAAGCGAUACCGGCAUCGCUCAGAAAGACGAAUGGGGAGGAAGCCUGCAGCCUCACACCGAGCAAGAAGCCAGUACUGACUCCGAAUCGGACCAGUCUGAGAUACGCUUCGUCGCCGCACCGUCGAUAGCGAUCCAAACGUCGCCACAAUUCGCCGAUUGCGAAGAAAACGACGACGUCGCCGAACUUUCUCCUCUCAUAUGAUAAUCUUCCCUCAGUGCGACCACGUCACAGUUGAGUUUCUAGCUCUAGCGAGUUCUGGCGUUAGUGUUAGUAGCCUGUCGAUUUCAUCCCCCGAUCAUACCUCCCUCAUACAAGGAGUCGCCUCACAACCAGAUUGCUGCGCUGCAACUUUCGCUGGAAAUCUUCUAUCAGAUACGUAAUGCACUGUAUACCGCCCGAAAUAAUGAAAACGUUGACGAUCGAUCUCGACCAAUUUCACGACCCCCUCGAAGCACUCUUGCGAAUGAGACGGCACUGAACGGACACGUUCGCUCUGUGUGAAUACCUGAGAGAGAUGAGGCACGCGUCCGGAGCCGGGGAUGCAUACAC
Molecule: messenger RNA, 4482 nt
Organism: Galendromus occidentalis (western predatory mite)
Lineage: Eukaryota; Metazoa; Arthropoda; Arachnida; Mesostigmata; Phytoseiidae
Gene: rk
Product: G-protein coupled receptor rickets
Exons: 20
Coding region: 1-4134 (1377 amino acids)
Biological process (GO): hormone-mediated signaling pathway; activation of adenylate cyclase activity; adenylate cyclase-activating G protein-coupled receptor signaling pathway
Cellular component (GO): plasma membrane
Molecular function (GO): G protein-coupled peptide receptor activity; protein binding; protein-hormone receptor activity
Source: RefSeq, a predicted model, not a curated record